Molecule: messenger RNA, 8883 nt
Organism: Oppiella nova
Lineage: Eukaryota; Metazoa; Arthropoda; Arachnida; Sarcoptiformes; Oppiidae
Source: the annotation of a GenBank genome assembly
AUGGCCGCCAACAGGUCUCUACACGAACCGAGUGGUGGUUACCUCCAGAAGCGACACUCCGGGCAGCACUUGAGUCCGACCAACAUUCCCGGCACUCGGGUCUACCCAUACCCGGGCACUACCCAAGAGCCCGUCGUCCGCAACUCCUAUCACCACUCGAUCCCACACCACAUGAACCCCUUGUAUGGCGCCAUCGGCUCCAAUAGCGGUCACUCGGGCGCGGGUGUGGGCGGAGGUGUGGGCCCACAGCAGGCCUACCGGGACGGCAACUACACGGUGGACAACAGACACGAGUUCUCGCCGAUGGAUAGGUAUAGGAAUCGCAACGAAUCGCUCGAAAUGCAUCACUCGGGCGGCGGCGGGGGUGUGGGUGGCGCUCACUCGCACGCGCCGCCUACAAGUGUCAGUGCCAGCGGUCACAGUCAAGCGCCUCCCCUAUCGCAGCAGCGGAGGCGCCCCUCACUACUGCCGCCAUCGCACGUACCAAACGAGUACAGUAUGCUGGGCGCCGCCAACUCUGCCCUAACCUCGUCCUAUCUGUCCAGAGAGAGCAGAGAGAGGUAUGACUUAGCCUCAGCCUAUCGUUACCCACAAUAUGAUAGUCAGACAAAGGGUGCGGGCCUUCAGUCGGCGACCAUGUCUAUGACAUCGGCGCCGCCCCCAGUGAACCAACACACGGGUCCGCCGCCCAUGCAUUUGGUGCCCGGCCUGCACCUGCCUCUGGGCUACGGCUCCCAUCAGACGCAGCAGGCGAUGGUCGCGUCGCCGCAUUUGUCGCAAUCGCAUCUAAUCCAAGACAUGCCCGAAAUGGCGAUGAAUAUCAACAAAAGGCCGCGACUCGGCUUCGGCAACGAGCGGUCGUCACUCCAUCAACCGCUGCUCAUCGACACCAGAGAUGUCAUCGAAGUCAAGAAAGAACCGGCGUAUACGCCACAAGUGGAGGCCAUAUCGCCAACGCUACCCAACGAUGACAACCGGCAGGACAUGUCUCCGUUAAAGUCGACGAAAGAUGAGUUGUUGCAGAAUAUAAACAAAAUCGAUAGAGAGAUACUGCAAACGGAAUCACAACUCACGAAAUUACGCAAAAAACAGCAAGAGCUAGAAUUGGUCACAAAUAAGCCGAGCGCUGAUAACCAAGAGCUUCAGGAGAGUUCGGGACUCGACUCACAGCUGAGUGUCGCACAAGUGAUAUAUUCAGACAAUAAAGCCAAAACACUCAAAACACACACACAAUUUGAUAAACUGGGUCCUAUUAUAGAAUUGCCCCUGUACAACCAGCCCUCCGAUAGUCCCGUAUAUCACGAGAAUAAACGCAAAUUUAUUAGUUUUAAGAAGAAAUUGAUUAUAUUUUUUAAGAAGAGAUAUCAAGAGAAGCAGUUGAGAGAGCGUUACUUAACCGAUACGUACGACAAACUGAUGCUCUCGUGGCUCAAGAAGUUGGAGAAGAAGGAGACGAAUCCGCCGAAGAAGCAAAAAGACGUCAAACUUCGCGAGUAUUUUGAGAAACAAUUUCCCGAACUCCGAAAGCAACGCGAAGACAAAGAGCGGUUCUCGCGGGUCGGCCAACGGAUCCGCAGCGACGCCGAACUCGAAGAGAUUAUGGACGGCCUUCAGGAGCAAGAGUUGGAGGACAAGAAGAUGAGGAGCUAUGCCGUGAUUCCGCCCAUUCUAUUGGACUCGAGAUAUAGGAGACAUUAUUUUAUUAAUAAAAACGGUAUUAUAGAGGACACGAUGUCUGAGCAUAAAGAGCGACAAAUGCUGAACAUAUGGACCGAUCAGGAGAAGGAAAUCUUCCGCGAGAAAUAUCUAAUCCAUCCGAAGAACUUUGCAUUCAUUGCCAGCUUUUUGGACCGAAAGAACGUCAGGGAAUGCGUUCAAUACUACUAUCUCUCGAAAAAGGGAGAGAAUUACAAACAAUUGCUCCGAAAACAGGUGAAGAAGCGGACGCGAGCUCUCGUCAAAGCCCAACAACAGCAGGCGAUCGCAGCGCAGGCCCAGCCGGCGCCCACACCCACACCGCCCCGACCGGCGGCGCCCAGCGUUCGACAGACAGCUCCCGAAGAGAUUACAAAAGUGUCGACAGCCGUCGUCACGACGACCACCACUACCAUUACCACUACCACUUCGGUCGCGCCAGUGGUCAACACCAUUACGAGUACUACAAAUACUACCAGUGCUUCUAAUGUGCCCAAAGUGUGUGAUUCAGUGGACAACACCGUUAACGCUGCGGCGCCUGACGUGAAAGCGGAGGCCGUGCUUAACGACAGCCCUAUAAAGUGUGAUAAUGUGAUAAUUAGUAGUGAGGCCCACAAUGACGAGAACGCCACCUGUGAUACCCCGUGUUGUCUGUGUAACGCGAAAGUAGACAAUCCCGCGAAGUGCCGGCCCGUCACGCCAUCCAAUCUAAACCUGUAUAACAUAAGCGAGAGUGCAUUCAAGCCGGGGAUGAGAGUGUGUCUGAUGUGUCACUUCGCGAGCGUUCGCCGCAAUUGUCCGCUUCCCUCGUGUAAGACUCCGCGCAGAAAAGUGAAACGUCUGAAGGCUUUCCCUCAGCAGUGGUUUGAGUUGAGCGCCGAAAGUCGACAAAUGUUUGCCAAUGAGCUCAACGUUCCCGACGACGUGCGGGCCGCGUGUCCGCGAUGUGUGAUGAGAGUGAGCCGACGGAUAGGUUUGAUCGCGCCGUCCGAUCGGACGGAUAUCAAUCAAAACAGUGAGUCUCGUGUCUGUUGGACAGAGAGUGAGAUCGAGGCGUUGAAGCAGUCUAUUCGCGAAGUGGGAAGGAAUUGGGCGGCAAUCGCGAAUCAGAUUCGCACGAAGAAUGACAGAGAAUGUCAUGAUUUCUACUCGAAAAAUAAAUAUUCACUAAAUUUAGACAAAACUUUUAAAGAAUUUUUAGCCAAUUCGGGAAAACCUAUAAAAAAUGGCGAAUCAGACUCCGAUGACUACUGGAAUGAUGUGAGCGAUGGCGACAGCGAAGAGACGUCCAGCGCCGAGGAGUCGAGAGAGCGGUGCAACAGCGACACCGCCAGUGCCUCGAGUCCUAUAAGUAAGAUACCGGACGACAUGGACGCCAAACUACUGAACGAUAAGACCGAUAACACCGUCUCCACGACUAACCAUAACUAUCGCGAAGACUUCACCAAACUUCAGGACUAUAAGGGGUUGAGUGCAUCGCAAACGAGUCUUAAGAGUGAUUACGACAGCAGUGCCACAAUGAGUGCCGACGAGGGACAGGGCAACGGAGACAACGAUCGCCUGUCGUCCUCGCCGGCGGUGAUCCUCCCGCCGAGAGCUAACUCAGCGAUGCCGGCGUUCCCGCCGUCCAACAUAUACUUCCAGCAGCCCAUCGACAAACACGUCCGGCCCGCCAGUCACGACGGCGCCGCCUUCGCUGUCGAGGCCAUUAUUGGCAAACCCUCGCACUCGCCGUCCGUAUUGCGAGCGUCGGAUACGAGCGCUAUAAAUAGCCGCCAAAAAGUGCCCCCUUUUCUCAUCAAUCCAAACGCACCGUCGACUCAGCCGUCAAUGAACUCAUCGCUCGCGCAGAGCGUCAAUAAGGAAGAGCCCACUUGUGUCCGGGACCUCAUCUAUCAGGCCAUCGAAAUGAGUCUUCAGUCACCCAUGAAGACGAUGCGCACCAAUGCGGUGACCAUUGAGGCCAACAAACUGGAUGCCAACGAAGGCAUCGCGUCCUCUGGCUAUCCGUUGCCUAUCGUUAAGCGCGAGAAUAUGAUGGAUAUGUCGAAGUCGGACAUCAAUAGAGACAGUCCGUCGCGUAUUGUCUACAAGAACGCCGACAUUCAGAGGCCCGAAGGCUUAGCGAUGAUGGCCUCAUACUCGCAACACUUGAGUCCAUCGCCCGGUCACGGACAGCACCCGUACGUAAUGGUCGAACCGGACGAAUACGAAGUGCAAGACCUGAGCAGCAAAAAGGAGCGCCGAAUAGAUAACUAUAGUCCACGUAAUUAUAGUCCGUCUAUAAAGGAUAAAAUGCUUUCCCAUCGCAACGAAUACCCGUACGGUUUGAUACCGACCGCACAUUCCAAUCCCAACCGCGGCUCCACUCCCGUCGGCGAACCCAUUGUUGACAAUAAAGACAAUUACACUCUAAUGAAACACUUGGACGGCUCCUCCGGACGUAUUCUCAACUCUGGCUACCCGUCCAACGAGAGGCUACACUCGCAAGAAGUGAAACACUCGCGCUCUUCGCCACUGAGUCGUCCGAUGAACAAAAUGCCGGUCACUAAAGGCAGUCCCGUCCCGCCGCCGCCCCCUCUCAUCGCGUCCGGGAAACCCAAUCAAUCGUAUUCGCAGUUAUCGCCGAAACUGUAUCGAGAAAAGAUGGUUCCCGUGUCGGCCUCCAGUGGCGGCUCCAUAACGCAGGGGACGCCUGCCAUACAACCAAAUAAUUUCAAUUUCGGACCAAAUCGUGGCUACGAAGGACUGCUGCGACAAAUCCCGUCCGGCGUUCACAAAGAGGGCGGUUCCAUAACGCUGGGGACGCCGCUGAUGGGUGGGGCCACUAACAUGCCUAUCGAUCACCGACGGAAAGCCGAGUUAAUGGCGUCCGACGCCCAGAACAGGGCGCAGGUGUUGGCCAGCAGUCGGGCGCUGUACGAGACCUCCAACGCCGAGCAAUACUAUCGCCGGUCGUCGCCGCCCGUCAGCCACUCCUACUCACCGGCAUACCAACCCUCCGAGUAUAAGAUGAAUAAACCCGUCUAUCAUAAGGACUCGCAGCUCAGCACCAAUCAGAUUAUGAUUGACUUCAACACAUCCAAACAGAUGCUGACCAGACGUGGAAGCAAUUCGAGCGACAACGACAUCCACAGCGCGGCUCCCAUUCACGGCCAACAGCUGGAGUCGCGAUCCACUAUUAACGACCAUAAGAAUCCGUCGCAAAGCCGACAAACAAACUCUUAUCCGAAUUACAGUCAAAACUCAGCCAACUCUCCCUCUCCCGUAUACUCCGAUCGAGUGCCUCAACGCGAAAGUCAGCCCCAAAUGUUGAGCUCAUCCGACCCUCAUAUGAGUCAUUGGUCGGCCAGACAUUCAUCGAUGGGCGCCCAGAGUCCUAAUUAUAAUCGUCAGAAUGUGAUACAACAGCACUGGAACGCCGCCAACACUAAGCAAUCGGUGAUACAAACGCCUAAAUCUACUUCACCACGAGAUUACCGAACCGAAGUGAUCAGUCCCGUCGCUCAUCCAGUCAUGAGAGGGUCGGUCUCGCCUCAGGUGCCCAUCACGUCGACGGCGGUCCACAUGUACAACCCGGCGCACGACGCCUUCACAACUCUGGUCAAUACGGCCGCCGCUCAGCAGAGUCUCGCCGUUCCCACCGAUCGCAGGUCUGGUUCGGGUUCCGGGUCGCGGACCGAUCUACUCAUCCGAUCGAGUAUUAAGCCGAGCGCUGAAGGGCUCGAGAAGUCGCUGAUGGAAGGCUUCCACGGAAGGCCUCCGAGAAGUUACACCGAAAACGAUUUGAACAAAUCGGACGACAAACUGAGGCAACAACACGCGCACGACAACGACCACAAGGCCUACCAUCCAUCCAAUCGGCCCACCGAUGACUACAUGUAUUUAGAGCAACGACGACAGUUUGAACAGUUGGCUGAUAUGGAACGACACGGAUAUAACCGCGGUCAUAAUGACCACACGGGCGGCGGACACGCCUUAUCACAGCCGCGACAACUGUUCACUAAAGAGCAGUUCGAGCGCGAACUCAGACAACCGACGGAACCGAACCGGCAUUUGCCGGAACCCGGCUUUCGGAUGAAGUCCGAGGACAUGGAACUACCGCCUGAGGCGCGACACCCCUUAUCGGUGAUGAGACCACAACAACAACACAAUGAAUUGGAUAACGAGGCGUCGAAACUGUUUUCGCAAUCCUUUCAAAAAGACAAUCAAAAGCCGAACUCAUCGCGCGGGCAGUUCACGGCCGCCAACUUAAUCGACGCCAUUAUCACCCAUCAGAUCAACUCAUCCACGGAGUCACCGAACGGUAAAAACAACGGAAACGCUGUGAACAACAACACGCCUGUGAGCGAAGCGCCGCCAACUAGUGGUAGUGGUGUCGUCGACUCGUUGUUUGCGAGGUAUAGGAGUGCAGGCAAUGCCGACAAACACCUCUCCGCUCAAUAUCCGAAUCGCGAGGAAGUGGUGACUAUAGCCGACAGUCCGGACCCCGAAAGACCCGAGAAGUCGUAUCAUAUAAACGAGAAGUUAGUGCCCGGAGUCCACGUGACCGCUGCGUCUGACUACUCCUCGAAAGGCAUUACAUUAGGCGAACACAUCGACACAAUUAUCUCCAAGAACUAUACGAACGACGGCCGAACUCUUCCCAAUCCUAUGCUUCACAUCGACCCCAGAAGUAGUCCCACAGUGUAUGGAAUGCCUUCAAUCAACAUCGAGGGACCCCGGAGUUCAAUACUGCCAAUAGUGUCCACAUCAUCGCCAGUGCUCGAGGGAAUCGCCGCGACAGCCGUGUCUAACGCGUCGUCCGACUCGAGCGGUGCUGUCAAUCACUCGCCGCCGCAUUCGAGUUGGAAAUUGAGGAAAGCCUUACAACAGGACAAAGACGCCAAAGAGUCGGACGAACGACAGAUCAUACGUAUCGUGCAAAACGUGUCGCCCAAACAACGGAAACGCUGUGAACAACAACACGCCUGCAAUGCCGACAAACACCUCUCCGCCCAAUAUCCGAAUCGCGAGGAAGUGGUGACUAUAGCCGACAGUCCGGACCCCGAAAGACCUGAGAAGUCGUAUCAUAUAAACGAGAAGUUAGUGCCCGGAGUCCACGUGACCGCUGCGUCCGACUACUCCUCGAAAGGCAUUACAUUAGGCGAACACAUCGACACAAUUAUCUCCAAGAACUAUACGAAUGACGGCCGAACUCUUCCCAAUCCUAUGCUUCACAUCGACCCCAGAAGUAGUCCCACAGUUUAUGGAAUGCCUUCAAUCAACAUCGAGGGACCCCGGAGUUCAAUACUGCCAAUAGUGUCCACAUCAUCGCCAGUGCUCGAGGGAAUCGCUGCGACAGCCGUGUCUAACGCGUCGUCCGACUCAAGCGGUGCUGUCAAUCACUCGCCGCCGCAUUCGAGUUGGAAAUUGAGGAAAGCCUUACAACAGGACAAAGACGCCAAAGAGUCGGACGAACGACAGAUCAUACGUAUCGUGCAAAACGUGUCGCCCAAAGAGAAAUCGGUGUAUCCGUCGCACUCACCCAUCAAAUCAAUCUCUCCAGCGCUGAGUCACUACAACGUGGAGCCCAUCUCCCCGCCCACCCACUCCUCCACGGAUAGCAGUCCACAGUUGCCCACGACGUUCAGUCCGAUGCAGACCACGUGGACGCCCACCACUGGCAUCCAAACGAAUGCGUUCACGAGUCGUCACUUCUAUAGCGCCGACAGCUCUAACGCAUCCCAUUCGACGAAUCUCUCGAAAUCGGUGCACCCAAUGGUGUCCGCAACCAAUCAAAUCACAUCAAACGCCGGUCGACCGAAUCAGUCGCCGAUCGGUUUGUCGCCAUUGGAUUACGUGAAGAAUAGGAUCGUCGAAGUGAUGCGAACUACCGGUGAAGAGCCCGGCGAUGACACCAAUAAGAGAGUGAAUGAGUUUCCGCCGCAAACGGACCGCAAGUCCAAAGACGAGACUGACUUUAAAUUGUCUAACGAUUCCAAUAGUGCUGAUAGAGUGGUGUCAAUAGACUCGACGAACAAUACUACAAACGAAAGUGUCCGUCAAAGCCGUGAAAAAUCUAAAUCUCCGGCAAUGGCCGACAAUUCAAUACCGGUUCCAAUCGCUCAGUCAGUGCCAGAGCCGCCCACGUCUUCGUCGUCGAGCGCCCAGAAUGUUGUCGUCAAUGACAGCGAAGUAUCCGAUGAAACGCCGGCAAAGCGUAUGAAAUUAAGUGCCGAACACGAGUCGACUGAAUGCGAUAAAGUCGAGACCACGUCCUCCUCCUCGAGGGUCGAGAAUAUGAUUACAUCCGAAAGCAACGAGUGCUCCGACGACAGGGAACCGACCGUUGACUCCGAGACGACAAUCAGUCAGAGUUCGACACAAGAAGUGAUUAAACCAACGGAGAGCGAGACUACUGACAGUGCGUCCAAAGUGUCGACAGAAAGUGUGGACAUAAAGUCGUCCACAAGUGAACAGCUGUCCAACUGUGAGGUCAGUUCCGCGCGAAGCGACGAUAUGUGCGGUAAACCCGAUCCGAAGCACAUAUACCCCGACAGUCCUAACUCUCCGGGAGAAAUGGUUAUCGACGAGUCGGACGACCACAACCUGUGCUCCUCAUCGCCGGCCAACGACAAGACCGACGGCGAGAGUCCGCCCACUUCUAGCACCCAAUCGGCGCAACAGAGUCUCAUAUCGACGACAGACGCGAAGAGCGAUUCGUCGACCUCUGCGCUCAACGCGUCGUCCAUCUGCUCGACGAGCGCCUCAAACGACGCCCAGAAUCAGAACGAGUCGGUCUCGUCGUCGGUCAUCGAGGCUAAAAGCGCUUCCGUGGAAGCGAGCACUCCUUCCGGCGCUGAUAGCGAGUCGUCGUUAUCAGUGAAGCCCAAAUCGGCGGCGCCUCCAGCGGUGUCCACGCAUUCAGAGACAUACAACGCCGUCAACGCAGCCAAUAGUGUGACGAGUUCUGCGCUCUCGAGCGUCGAAUCCAACUCCAGUUCCGGCGACUCGAGCAACAAAGGGUCGGCCAACACAUCGGGAGUCUCGUCUUCAAUCGGCGCGAGUGUGGAAGCGCUGACCCAAAGCGGCGGCCUUUCGAGUACAAGCAUCCAGUCGUCGGCCAUCAGUGCCAGUGGGACGCCGUCGAGCACUACGACCAGCGUAUCGGCGCCACAAUACGAGCCCCUUUCGGACGAUGAAUAA